This is a messenger RNA of Oncorhynchus masou masou (cherry salmon), 7041 nucleotides long. RefSeq names its product rab11 family-interacting protein 2-like. Gene Ontology annotation, cellular component: phagocytic cup; endosome. NCBI's taxonomy places the organism in Eukaryota, Metazoa, Chordata, Actinopteri, Salmoniformes, Salmonidae. The coding region runs from base 486 to 1901 and encodes 471 amino acids. Gene Ontology annotation, molecular function: small GTPase binding. Gene Ontology annotation, biological process: regulated exocytosis. The record is from RefSeq and is a predicted model, not a curated record. The transcript is spliced from 6 exons.
UUGUGGCGGAUGUAGUAGACCAACAAGGAAGUUAGCUAGUUUGGGCUGGUACAGCUAGCUAGCAGGCUGUAAAAUAACGAAAUUAAGCUCCAAUAAAUCAUUUUCCAAUUGAUUAUUUGUGAAAUAUGUCCAACAACAAUCGAGUGGAUUUACAGGAUGGAAACAUGUCACACGUUUUGAGAAAAUGACGAGAUGACUUGCCUUACAGUGGCCUGGACAUUUGUGAUAUGUUAACGUUAAUCACAAAAGACAAGUGUGUAAGAUGGACUGAAGGAAUUAGUUAGCUGCAGACUUUUGAGAUGUUACUAGCUGUACAUGUAAAUAUAUGACCAAAAAGCACUGUAAGUUAUCUACAUCUACAUAUCACUAGUCAACAUGGCCCUACAAAUAAGUUGUUAAUAUUUGCAUGCUCUGUCAUCACUUUUUAAGGUCAAUUCACCUGCACAUACAUUUGAAUGACUAACCACACAUAAACAGAGCUGAUCAUGUCACUAGCAAAGCAGGCACAAACGUGGUUCCCAACUCAUGUCCAAGCCACCGUUCUCCAAGCAACUGACCUACAAGCUAAGGGUAAGCAUGGCAACAAUGACGCCUACGCUAUCAUCCAGCUGGGCAAAGAGAAGUACUCAACAUCUGUGGCAGAGAAAACACUCAACCCAGUGUGGAGAGAAGAAGCCGCCUUUGAACUGCCUGGUCUGCUUCUGGAGGGCAAUCCAGAAAUCUAUGAAUUAUGCCUUAUCGUGAUGCACAGGUCCCUGGUGGGGAUGGAUAAAUUCCUGGGCCAGAGUACCAUCAAUCUCAAUGAUAUUUUUGAUAACAAGGAGCGAAGGAAAACAGACUGGUACUUCCUGGACUCCAGGCCAGGGAAGAAGAGGAAGGAGAGAGGGAAGAUCCAGGUCAGCAUUCAGUUCAUGAGGAACAACAUGACGGCCAGCAUGUUUGACCUCUCCAUAAAGGACAAGCCCCGCUCGCCCUUCACCAAACUCAAGGACAAGAUGAAGGGGCGCAAGCACGACGGUGGUCUCUCCGACACCACCUCAGCCAUCCUGCCCCGCUCCGCCAUGUGUGACUCGGAGACCCUUCGCCAACCCAGUGCUUCUGACCAUCAGCCAGAGCCCAAGAUCAAGAGACACCUACUGGCCGGCUCCCAUACGCUCUCUGCAGCCCGCUCCAUGUCUGACCUCAUUGGCACUCACUUCCGCCCCAAGCUGGACUCUAGAAACUCCAUGGAACAGCUGGAGAAAGAGAGUGGUGCCGCCCCUCACAGGCGCUCCCAGGGCGAGGUGCCAGGCUACCAGGACAGCGAGGGGCAAGGUGAUCCUUUUACUCAUAUCAGCGACGGCUUGCCGCAGAAGUACGCCACCCUCCCACGCAACCGCAACCCGUUCGAGGGGGAGCAGGGCCAGCUGUGGGACCGAGGCGAGAAAAAGGAGAAGAAGGAGAAGGUCAGCCUGCUGGAACGUGUGACCGGGAAGAAGGAGGGACGCAAGACAAACAACGGGGGGCGUUCGGGCAGCUCUGGAGACCUGCGCUCCAGCAACCCAUUCAGCAGCGACUCUCAGGGAAACACCCAACCAACCAACCCCUUCCUCUCACACAAAAAUACAAGCGAUAAAAAUCCCACCACGAAUGGAGACAUCCGAAAGGCAAGAGAGAACCACGGAAAGAAAAAUGAGACGAUGCAGACGAGCGCGGCUUCCUAUAGCAACUUAUCUUUCGACGAGGUGGUGCACGAGCUCAUCAAGCAGAAGGGGGUGGUGAAAAAGAAGGACGCCCAUAUCCGUGAACUGGAAGACUACAUUGAUAACCUGCUGGUGCGCGUUAUGGAGGAGACGCCGAGCAUUCUACGGACACCCUACGAGCCCAAGAGGAAAGCGGGGAAAAUCUCCAAAAAGAACUAGUAUCAAGGUAGAGUUAGGGGUCCCAACGAUAUGCUCUUGUUUCAGUGAGGGCCCAUACUAGCCAUUGUGAAAUGUAUUGUGGGUAUAGAACAAAAAUGAAGAGAAGGGGAUUGACCCAUGCCAAAUCACCAUUUUUAUUUUUUGAAUUUUUAUUUUAAUAGGUUUUGCAUGCUUUGAUUUGAAUGUACACCAGUUUCCCCAUCCAAUUUUAUUGGGAAGUGAAGUACACCCGACUACAUAAAUAUCUGACAAUUUGACUUGCAUUUUAACAAACCCCAUGGCUUUCCCAUAAUUAUAGAAAUACUAACCUGUGAAUCAGUUGUUGUGUAGUGAUCCACUCAUCCUUUUUUUGUUAUUAUACCUCUUGCUCUGUUCUUUGCAUGACAUUUCCUUUGUUUUCCAUAUUCAGCCGAAUUGAAAGAAUGGCAAUGUCUCACAGAUCCAUCAGAACACCUUAUAGCAGAGACCAGUGGGAUAAGAAACAAAACUAGUGGGUUUAUGCCAUCCGUGACCGUUUCUUCAAGGUGUACACGUUUUCACAAUAGUGUAUACAAUAGACCGGUGCACUUUCACACAUGCAUAACAUGGGGGGAAAAACACAAACAGCUUCUGAGGCUAUUGUGUGCACAUGGAACCACCAUCAAGCUAGAUUUGCAUUUUAACACUAAGGCCAUACAAAUGUAAUUAAAUGUUUAACGGGUGGCCCUCUUCACUUUAAAAAGAGAUUAUGUCCCACUGAAAAAAUGGCAUGUUUUGAUCAAAAUAAUGUCCCCGUCCCCCCCUAAAAUCACUUAAAAUCUAGGUGUUGAACUAAGGUUGCUGUAGUAUUUUAAAGGGGUUAUCUAGUACUUUUGUAUACUUUUUAGCUAGUCAUUCUAAAAGUAGCAUGUCUCUCGCUCUGCUGUGGGUGCAUCAUGUGCAUCUUGCUAGCUGUCAUUCAUAUGGCGAGGUGCUAAAGUUAACUUGUUGAACUCGUGCUGCUAGGGGACUAGCCCAUGUGGGGGGAAAUGGUGUAGCACAGUAUAAAGAAAAACUAGGGAUUUCAUGGCUAAUUGAAGUAAGACAGUAAUUCUGCUUAUAGAUUAUGCAUGUAUAAACUACUCAUUGACAUAUCCAGCCCAAAGUGGGAGGUUUAAAAGAAUACCGGAGCAUGUCUUUAAUAAUAGGGGCUACUUAUUUUUUGUUUCAGCUUGGUCACUUCACUUUUAAAAAAUAUAUAUAUAUCUGUUAAGUGUUUAGUAAAAUAUGUAUGGCCUAAGUAUUAAAAUGUACCAAACACCACGUGUUAAGUUAUCACACUUGUGUAAAAAAAAAAAAAUUAAAAAAAAAGAAGAAAAAAAAGAAAAGUACAUUAGUUUAUUGAAUAAGGUUUGAUGUGCUAAUUUGAAUAGAGCUGUAAUGACUGUUUACACUUCAGACCAAGAUGCAGGAUUAUGAAACAAACUCUCACUCAGCCAAUCGGGCCUUUACAUGCCUCUUACUGUAGGCAAGGAUUGUGUUGAUAUACUGGAGGUGUGAAUACAAUGUUAUCCGCCUGUCUGUGACAUUGAUCUGAGCCUUUUGGCAUUAGGAUGCUUUGGACCUCUCUCUUGACAUUUGCCAUCUUUGUACAAAAUUAUAUUAUUUAAAGUUACUCUUAUGGGGGUAGGUACUAAGCACUACUGAAUUCUUACUCAAGACAUUGCAUAUCCAAAAACAGAUCUGAAAACAAUGUGACACUGCAUUCGAACUUUGUGACCUUCCAGUGAAAGCAAAAAAAAAUAGGUGAACACUAUUUUCUCUGGUCAAUUUGAUUAUAUAGAAUGUCUCGGCAUCGUGCUGGUGCAGAAUGUAAUUGAGUGGAGGCAAACUAAAGACACUGCUAUUGAAGCCGCCUCCAGUGUUUACACCAAAGUGAAUUCAUUCAACGAGCUGCCAUUGUCCAUCAUAUCAACUCCAAAGUCAUUGCUUUUGGGUUUGUUAUUUCAGUUGUUGUUUUUUUAUCAAAAGCUAGGUUUCCAUCCAAUUAGCGACAGAUUUUCAUUUGAAUAUUCAAAAAAAUUGCAUAAAGACAAUAUACAUGUUUUCCCACCAGAGAUGUUUCCAUCAAAUGGACUUGUUGCGGAUAAAAGGCUCUGCGUGAUGACGCAAUGCACAUAAAAAUACAUUUGGCGGUUAAAUUCCCAUGUACCGAAUACAAGUUAAAUGGGUUUCCAUCGCAUUUUCAACUCUACUGAUGGUUUUCUCUCAGAAAAAAAUGGUGUGUUUUAUACACCUAGUGUGCCCACUCUGGUUUUGCAACAUGAGCUCUAGCCAACAGCUCACAGAUCUAGUGUGGAUACAGCCUACAUCAGGGAUGGGCAACUUUGACUGUGAUCGCAAACAUUUGUGGCUCCCUCUUGACAGCGGAGAUAUAUUUGUGCGAUUCUACACAUUUUGCCAUGGGGUGUAGAGAAAAUGUUGCAGUUUAAAAGCAAGUUUGCUGCAAUUCUACACAUUUUGCCAUGGGGCGGAGAGAAAUGUUUGCCGUUUUUAAUAUGAUAUGUGUGAGACUAAUUCCGCAGGAGAUUAUGGACAAAAUCAUGUCACCAGAAUAAGACCCUCGCUAUUUAUUUAAAAGGAGAAUCAAGCUCAUCACCUUGCACUUUCACCACCCUGUGAAGUUCCUCAUAAUGGAUUUAAUCUGUAGCCUAAAACUGCUUGCUUUCCCAACGAGUCAUUGUGGGAGGACCACACGUGCCAUCGCGUGACUCCCAAGUUUACCUCAGUGUGAUGGUUAUUGUAUCAGUAUUUGAGCAAAAGAGUUUCCUCCGACAUUUCUCGCAUAAUUAAUUUCACCGACAAAAAGAUCCCACCUUGUCUAGCGUAUUUUGUUUUGUCGACAUUUGAAAAGUGUACCGACAAAUGUUCUGUUUCCAUCCAGCCUGUUACUCGCAUCAAAAGGUUGGAUGGAAACCUGGUUACUGACCCGUGAUGACUGUAUUUGUCUUUAGGACCAAGCGCAUUGUAUGACCUUUAUUUACAGUCAAUGUAGGCCCAUACAUUGUCAUACAAAAAUAAGUAUAAACCAUUGGUCAAGUAGUUCUAGCUUUACUUCACUGGUACUGGUAAGUGCAAUAAAUAUAAUUUAUCGACAUGUUUAAUAUUCAAUUGGUGUCCAUCUACAAAUUCUCUACAUUUUUUUUUACAUCAUUAUAUUGUGUACUCAAUUCGAACAUGUCAGAAUGACAUCCGUUCUACACUUGUGAUCUGUCAUUGUUUGUCUACAGAGAAAAAUCGGAUUCCUUUGGGUACAAGUGGUUCAGUUUGUAGAUUUACUGAUUCUUGUUUGAAUUAUUUGAAGGAAAUAGAAUCAAGGUGUGUUGCUACAUUGUAAUACAUUUGCUGGCUGAGUUUGUUUAAUUUGUUAAAAUGUUAGCCUUAGCACUUUGAUCCAACAAUGAGCAGUGUAAUUUCUUUCCCGAAAGGUUAUUGGUAAAAUUUUGCUUGUAAUACAGUGUACUAACACAUCUACAAAUCAAACUAUCAGUACAGAUUUUAACAAGGGCCUAUGUUAACCUGUUGUAAAAAAAAUAUAUAUAUAUAUAUAUAUAUGUGUGUGUGUGUGUGUGUAUAUUUUUUUUUUACAUUUUGUAUGUUUUGCUAAAUAGUUUGUCAUACAGCCUUCAUACUGUCCAAAGUAUGGCCAAAAAUAUAAUAUAUCGUGACAGUUUUAUGAUAUGUUACCAUAAAUAGUUCUGACAGCAUAACAAACAGUAUCAGCUUGUCAAAAAACAGACCACUCUCAAUUUGUUUGUCUCCAUGACAUUUUGCUUCAAUAACAACACUGUUACGACAAAAAUAUUUGUUCUACACAGCUUACACAAAUUCUGCUAUGACCUUUAUGGUUAAGUAUCAAUUUAUAGUACCAGUCAAAAGUUUGGACACCUACUCAUUCCAGGGUUUUUCUUUAUUUUAUCUUUGUAAUAGUGAAGACAUAACUAUGAAAUAACACAUGGAAUCAUGUAGUAACCAAAAAAGUGUUAAACAAAUCAAAAUAUGUUAUAUUUUAUAUUCUUCAAAAUAGCCACCCUUUGACUUGAUGACAGCUUUGCACACUCUUGGCAUUCUCUCAACCAGCUUCACGAGGUAGUCUGCAUUCUGCAGCAAUACGCCAUCCCAUCUGGUUUGCACUUAGUGGGACUCUCAUUUGUUUUUCAGCAGGACAUUGACCCAACACACUUCCAGGCUGUGUAAAGGCUAUUUCACCAAGGAGAGUGAUGGAGUGCUGCUUCAGAUGACCUGGCCUCCACAAUCACAUGACCUCAACCCAAUUGAGAUGGUUUGGGAUGAGUCGAACUGCAGAGUGAAGGAAAAGCAGCCAACAAGUGCUCAGCAUAUGUGAGUACUUCUUCAAGACUGUUGGAAAAGAAUUCCUCAUGAAGCUGGUUGAGAGAAUGCCAAGAGUGUGCAAAGCUGUCAUCAAGGCAAAGGGAGGCUACUUUGAAUAAUCGGAAGUAUUUUCUUAUUUGUUAAUUAAACACUUUUUUUUGGUUACUACAUGAUUCCAAAUGUGUUAUUUCAUAGUUUAUGUCUCCUCUAUUGUUCUACAAUGUAAAAAUAAAGGAAAAACCCUUGAAUAAGUGGGUGUCCAAACUUUUGACUGGUACUGUAUGUGUUAAGCAUAAAGUCUCCCGCUGUGUAUGGUGUCAUAUUUCUGAGUCUACCAUUAAUGAGUGCUACUGAACUUUCUUAAAACAGUGCUUUGUGAAAAAGGUUACUUUACAUAGUUAUUAUUUACUUAUUACUGUCAGUAGGUAAAACGUAUUACUGUGUUACCAAAACGUUUUCCCUCUCUUGAGUUUACUUGCUUUCAUGGAGCUAAUGUCAGUGAUGACAAACAUGUCUCACCUAAUUAGCAGAAAGUUUAUAUUUUGUCACUUUUUUUUGUACACUGUUGUGCCAUCUACAGUGUUCAAUGGUGUUUUAGAUGAAUAGGAUUGUUAUUCAAAGUUGUGCACUUACUAAGUGUAUGGUGACCCCUGUUGUGAACUAUGGAUACCUCAGAAGUCACAACCAGUGAUGACGCUGAGAUGAAGUCACACACAUUUUAAACCAACUUUGUUGCUUCUUCCAGUCUUUUGUUUACUUAUAAAAAUAAAAACAAUGGUCCAUUUUUACA